UCCGCCCCUUUUGGUUCCUCCUCUGCGUUCCUUCGCUCUGCAACCCGCCUCUUCCGUCUCAGGGUUGUGACGUUUACUCUGCGCCGGAAGGAGAGCCGCAGAACGCUUUUGGAAUUAUGGCGGCGGUGGAUAUUCGAGAUAAUCUGCUGGGAAUCUCUUGGGUUGACAGUUCUUGGAUCCCUAUUUUGAAUAGUGGAAGUGUCCUGGAUUACUUUUCAGAAAGAAGUAAUCCUUUCUAUGACAGGACAUGUAAUAAUGAAGUGGUCAAAAUGCAGAGGCUAACAUUAGAACACUUAAAUCAGAUGGUUGGAGUGGAGUACAUCCUUUUACAUGCUCAAGAGCCCAUUCUUUUUAUCAUUCGAAAGCAACAGCGGCAGUCCCCUACUCAAGUGAUUCAGGUUCUGAAAAACAGAAAAAUUACUGUCUUUGAAUAUGUGAUAUUUUUUGUUUACUUUGGAAAUUUUGGUCAUAUGAGAAAUUCAGAAUUUGUUUCUUUUUAUAAGCUUACUGCAGUACAUGGCAUUCAGUCAGCUUUUGAUGAAGCUAUGUCAUAUUGUCGAUAUCAUCCUUCCAAAGGGUAUUGGUGGCACUUCAAAGAUCAUGAAGAGCAAGAUAAAGUCAAACCUAAAGUCAAAAGGAAAGAAGAACCAAGCUCUAUUUUCCAGAGACAACGUGUGGAUGCUUUACUCCUAGACCUUCGACAAAAAUUUCCACCCAAAUUUGUGCAGCAAAAGUCUGGAGAAAAGCCUGUCCCAGUGGAUCAGACAAAGAAAGAGGCAGAACCUCUACCAGAAACUGUAAAAUCUGAAGAGAAGGAGACCACAAAGAAUGUCCAACAGACAGUGGGCACUAAAGGCCCCCCUGAAAAACGAAUGAGACUUCAGUGAGUAUUGGACAAGAAAGAAACUUGCAAGAAUCCUCUUGUCCACAUUUUACCUCAUUACUGUGACGGGCUCUUGAACUUUAAAAUUCUUUGUCACAAUCAUUUGUAUAGAAUGUGCUUGUUCUUUAAGAAUGGAUAUGGAGCCUCAUGCUUUCAGUCUGGAUAUUUUUAAUGUAUCUUUUGUAACCUUUUCCCUAUUGGAUUUGAGCGGCUUCCUCACUCAUAUGUUUACUGCUGUAUAUGUUUAAAAGCAAAAUAAAGGUAUUUGUAUAAAUUA
This is a messenger RNA of Vicugna pacos (alpaca), 1160 nucleotides long. The record is from RefSeq and is a predicted model, not a curated record. NCBI's taxonomy places the organism in Eukaryota, Metazoa, Chordata, Mammalia, Artiodactyla, Camelidae.